AUGGCAUCUCCGAGGACGACCACUGGGGACGCACACUUCUACUUUACCAAGGUUGCUGCUAUGUCUGCACCCUCCAACCCCCAAUCGCUGGCGGCAUCCGACGAGAACGGCAGCGCUCCGCCGGUCGAUAUCACUUCAUGUGCGGAAUUACUUGAAACUGGAGCUUCCGUACCCGGUCCUCACAACCUGAACACCAUCAAGCGGCAGAUCCCUCCAGGUGAUCCCGACGUCGACGAUCUGACGAAAGCCGUGCAGGAGGUCGAUGUCACCCUGCGGAAAGUCCGUGAAGGCUCAGGAUCUUCAAUGGAUGGUCAGGACAAUGGCCUGCUCAAGCGCGAGAACUCCUUUGAGGAUGAUCGUACCCACCUCUCAACCUCCUCCACCAAAAUGACCAAUUUCGACUCCAAAAGCUUGGCGUCAGUGACGACCUUUGCUAUGGAUGAGAAAGACUCAGUUCGACCUGACGACAGUGCGAGCGUUCAAGCCAUUGAUGAAGAGGAAUCUCUUUCCGGGGCUGCCUCUGGUGCUCCAAACUCGGUGACGGGUUCUGAGGCUGGUGGACGUGCAUUCCGCGACCACUUCCGAGACCACUUCCGCGACAACAAUGCUCCACGACCGCGCGGGGUCCUCCUUUGCCUAGCCCUCUUUUCAACAGUGGCAACCCGCGAGGGGCUGCUAUUAUUCCUCCAGAUUCGGUUGCGAACAAUUUCUCCUGAGAACCCGCCGAAUGCCCAGAGCAUUCAUCCAUUCCCACUUGAGCCGGAUGAGAAACUCGUAACGGCGAUGAAAAACAUCAAAGAUCGCCUGAUGAUCCUUGGAAUAGAGGAGAAAAUUCGCUACUUCAUCGAAUUUUCCAGUGAACAAUCCUUGGAACUGCCACCGGACAAUUCAUUUGGCCGACUUCUUGCGCAUAGACUAGGGGAUUACUACCAUUUAACCCAUUUCGUGGACAACAACGUGACCUCAGUGCGCCUCCACCGAACACCGUUUUCCAGACUCCCCACGCCGUUGUCCGACUUGUAUCCUGCCACCAAUGAACCCCUGGCAUCUAUUCCGGCCAUGAAAAUCAUGCGUCGUACAGAUGGAGAACAGCCCUCCGCCGAAGGUAGUGUAGCAACAAGCUCAUCUGUACCGUCUAAGGCGGCUUCAGAGUCUGGUGAUGUGGGCCAUGAUGGAGACCGUACCGGCUCGACAGGCCCAAUGUCUGCCAAGGACCGUAUGGCUAUGACCCGAGAAGAACGCGAAGCCAAGUAUCAGGAAGUGCGUGAGCGAAUUUUCCGCGACUUCCCCGAGAGUGCCAAGUCAGAGGCUAGCGCCGACUCGAACCUGAAUAUGUCCCGCUCAAGCUCGACCAGUGGACGCAAGAAGAACCAGAGACAGCGUACUCCUCAUGAUGACGGCUUCGAAGCUCGUUCCCAGUUCAACCCCUACUAUCCGGGACUGCAAUACAAUAACAAUGGUUCGCCGGCUUACAAUGCGGCUGGGGGGAUGGCUCCUACGCUAAUCAAGUUCCGUACAUGGUUGGGCCCGAACAACGCGAUGUACCCGGGGCAGAUGGGCAUGAACAACGUGCCACAGUAUCCAAUGGCAAUGUCACCACAAAUGGCCUCUAGUGGCUCCUGGCAAGGAGGAAACAUGCCGCAGCAGUCGCCAUUCUCUGGCUACUCUUCAAUGAACCAGCCUGGUUUGUUGGGUCAACAGCCAUCGACCAAAUCCUCGCCAGCCAUGAACAACUUCCCUACCCCACAUUCUCCGCAAUUCCAGCAGACUCAUAAUUGGAACUCAGGACCCUUCCCUGGAAACUUCCAGCCAUCUCCGCAUCAGCGCAACCAACCUCCUGUUCCUUGGGCCAACUAUCCUGCUCAGUCAAUGACCUCCAACAUAGCCGCCUAUCCCUACACCCAGUACCCUGGGCAGCACCUGAACCUGGGUCUUCAGAACCCUGGGAACCCCGGGAUGGCAGGUAACUUCCCCGGAUCCCACUUCAAUCCCCAGACCCGCUCGUUUAUCCCGGGGGAUGCUGGGAUGCAGCGGCACCCAAGCAAGGGCGCGCAGCAGCAAAUGCAGCCGUACGGUAACCGACCACCCAACACCACCCAGCCCAACUGGCUGUCUAGAUUCCCAGAGUCUAUUCCCAACCAGACCGUCGACCACUCGCCAGCCGCCAACGCAUCUCGCAUUCCGAAUACAAGCACCCAAACCUCCAUCGCAAAAUGGGGUAUUCCAUCCCACCUCCCUCCCAAACCCCCUCCCUCUGAAGUUCCUUCCGACUUCGAGCUGAAGCAUCGUACCGGCUUGCCCACUCCGGCAGCCGCCAGAAACGGCAUCUCUGGCAUCAAGAACGGGCCUCUGGUUGUUUCAGGGGGAACCUUCCCCUCAAAAACGGACUAG
Molecule: messenger RNA, 2391 nt
Organism: Penicillium canariense
Lineage: Eukaryota; Fungi; Ascomycota; Eurotiomycetes; Eurotiales; Aspergillaceae
Product: putative R3H domain protein
Exons: 6
Coding region: 1-2391 (796 amino acids)
Biological process (GO): galactose metabolic process
Molecular function (GO): nucleic acid binding
Source: RefSeq, a predicted model, not a curated record